Molecule: messenger RNA, 3774 nt
Organism: Cydia pomonella (codling moth)
Lineage: Eukaryota; Metazoa; Arthropoda; Insecta; Lepidoptera; Tortricidae
Product: zinc finger protein 497-like
Exons: 4
Coding region: 951-2432 (493 amino acids)
Source: RefSeq, a predicted model, not a curated record
UACAGAUCAUCACACCGGAUCGCGACCUUGGUGCGGUGCGGCACACGUAUUGAUAGUGUGUAAGAUCUUCGCCGUACGUGAGUUAAACGUGAGUUAAGGUAGAGUGAAAAAGAGAUAUUAUGACCCCAGCAAGACGCUCCCUGAACAUAAUACACAAAUAUUAUAUUAGUCCGGUGCGGAUCGCACUUCAUCGACGGUCAGCGCGACACUAAAACCAGGCUUAUAUAUAUGUAAUCGAAUCUAUAAAUGUAGGACGCACAUUUUCAUCUAUAGAAAUAGGCCGUAAAUUUGAAUAAUUUAGUUGCAAUCACAGGUCUACAAUGACGCUUGUACUUUAGAAUAGCUGAAGUGUACAAAAGGGGAGCUCACCUUUAUGAACAUACCAUGAUGAGUGAGUGCGAAAGAGGCAGACUACAAAACAAAUGAAGAAACGUGACCCCUUGCAAUUUGAAUUUAUUUAGAAAAUGAUAGACCCUACUAUAUAUUCCAUGUUAUCUUAUCCUACAUGUAUUACUUAUGGUCACUCAAAUUAGAACGAGAUGCAAGGCUCUAGUUAAAUGGGCUCAUGAGAAGUCAUGUGGACACUUUUUGGUCAAUGUACUCGAUCCGGCUAGAGUAAUAAUUCUACAUCCGUGCCGUGUGUCAGACCUGUGACAAUAUCAUUGUCAAAGAGACUCGAUAUCGCAUGAUUUUGGAUACUUCGUUCUAUGCUUCGUUGUUAUUUUAUUUCAUUUGUUCGCUAUAAAGUAAAAUUGAUAGCAGUAAUUUCGUGUAGAAUAACUUUUUUGAGUCGCCUGUGUAAGUCCCUUCGUAAUUUCGUUUCUGCAACGGUAGCAAUCCAAGGAUUUGUACCAAACAUAUUGUGGUAGAAGUUGAUUCUCCGCGUACCUAGCGGCCCGAGCGUGCUCUGACACACCACGAUGGUCAUUGUCUUGCCGUAGACUACCAACAUGCAAGUUAUCAACCUGACAGAUGAGGUGAUAGACCUGUCAGAUGAGGAGACUCAUCGGACGCUAGAGGUGGUUGUGAAGCAAAAUGCCAAUGACCUUCAGGCACCAAGGCAAGAGACAACUGUCAACCUACAGAAUGCUACAACCAAAAAGGAGAGUAUCGACGAGCAAGAAUCUGACAUGAAGCGCGAGGUGGUCGGUCAAGUCGCAUUGAAGGUUGUAGCAGAGCUUGAGGUCACUGGCUCGGAGGCAGAGGUGGGCGUGUGGGUGAUGUGCUCCGGGCGCGGGGAGGGGGGAGGGCCGGAGGGUGGGCUGGAGCGCGGCCCCGACGCCCGCAGGGAGCACGGGGGCGGGGAGGAGGGAGGGCCGGAGCGCGGCCCCGUUGCCAGCAGGGAGCGCGGGGGCGGGGAGGAGGGAGGGCCGGAGCGCGGCCCCGUCGCCAGCAGGGAGCGCGGGGGAGGGAGGGAGCUCAGGGGAGGCCCCGCGACCGCUAGGAUGCCGCCGGGCCCCACCACACAAGUGGCCGAGCUCGCGGAGCAGCGGCCUGGCACGUCGGGGACAGAUGAGGAACACACACAUACACUGCGGGCAGACGACACACAGACACACACACCGGGGACAUACGUGGCACACGCACCCUACCCCUGCACGACAUGCGGAAAACGGUUCAAGGCACAAAUAUAUUUAAAGAAACACCUUCUCCUUCAUACUGGAGCAAAACCUUACACCUGUAUCACGUGUAAAAAGGCGUUUCCGCAAAGCGACCAAUUAAUAAGACACGAACGCAUCCACACCGGUCAAAAACCGUACGCCUGCGAUGUAUGUACCAAAGCGUUUGCAGGUUGGGCUGCGUUAGUGAAACACCGACGGAUUCACGAUACCACCGGCGUAAGAAAAUUCUCUUGUAUUACGUGUAAGAAACAGUUUAGAUUCCGGUUCGAAUUAAUUCGGCAUGAACGGAGUCACUCUGAUGAAAAGCAGUACGAUUGCAAGUUGUGUAACAAAGCGUUUAAAUCCCAUAAACAGUUUCGUCAGCAUGUAUGCAAAGGAGAGUUCCCACAUUCCUGUGGUCUUUGUACAGGCGCGUUUUCAAAUAGAAGCAGCUUAAAGGAACACAGGCAACACGCUCACGCAGGUCGACAACCAUAUUACUUUUGCAGCAAAUGUAAGGAGCCAUAUUCAAAUUUGCGUUUUUUAGCCAGGCACGAACAGACUCACAGCGACAACCGGCUGUACAGGCACGCCUGCCAGCAAUGUACGGUGACGUUCGCAACACACGCCAGUUUACAGAAUCAUAUGCAACGACAUAUCCAGGGAAAUCUAAACGAGUGCAAAAUAUGUGGGCAACAGUUUGAAGAAUCGAGUAGUUUAGGAGACCACGAACAAACACACAACAUUGAAAAGUCAUACACCUGCGGAAUGUGUUACGAGGGAUUUGAUUCUUUGAAAGACUUUCAAAAUCACGCCCGAAUCCACAUGUAAUAAAAAAUGUUACGUUCUACACUUAGACAUAAGGUAUUUUCUUCUGAUUUACAGAUUCUUGUAUUGAUGGGGCCGAAGCUAGUGAUGGCAAUCACGAAUAGAGUUGUCUAUUAACCUGAAGUUUUGAGUCCUAACACUAACUCUUACGAGUCCGCAGCAAGCUCGGCCGAAUUUCACCAUCCCAUACAAACGGAGUUUCGAUUCUCAUUUUAAAACUACGUGUUGGAUUAUAAUGAAACUUCACAUACAAAGACGAUAAGACUCUGUAUUCUUUUUAACUAUGUAUAUGGUAUCAGAAGCUACAUAAAAUAAUUACAGGCAUAGGUAUACCUUAUCCUAUUGUAAGUACAGUUUCAGAGCAAUCUAGCUUGUCGUCUUAAAAUGAGAGCGUAACUACAUUGUAUGGAGACCCGAGCUUGCCGCGGACUCUUAGACUGGGAAUAGUGGAAAUUUUAAGUCGUAACUUAGUCUUAAAAGAACUGAAGUCUUUAAAACAUUCACUGUCUGACAAAAAAAAAAUAGUACUCUAAAAAACGAGGUGGCGAGGCCACGUAACUAAACUACCAAUACACACUUUUUAAAAAAAGUCCUUGCGGGUGCGACUACGCUCACGGCUAAAUUAGUUCACGCUACGCCACUGCUAGCCGCAUCGGCCAUUAUUAAAGGGGCUGUACAUUUCAUAACUGUUGAUUGGACUGAAUAUAAUUGGUCAAACUGAACCGUGAAUGGAAACGUGCAGACCGAAUGAACGUGUUACGAAAGCAAAUUAAUUGCUUAAGGGCAUAUUUUUUUUAUUUUUCUCAGAUUUUGUUAACAUUUUAUAGAUAUAGCUGUAACAAAAAUAGUGGGGAUCCGGUCGUCGACUUUUCCACACGACACGAUACAACACGAUAUUCUUGUUACACCUCGUGUAGAGUUUUAUUCUGUACAACAUAGGCUCCAUUUCAUCGUAUGUGCUGAAAUACCUUCCACUGAGAUACGGAAAGGUAUAUCAUUUUCGUAAGUCGAUGUGAAUUUUCAUAGAUUUGUUUGUCCCUAAUUUGGAUUUUGUGUUUAUUCUGACUAGAAUGAGGAGCUCUUCAAACAUACUAAAUUUCAUAAAAAAAAUAAAAAAAAUGGGCGUUAAAUUGAAUAUAAGAGCUUACUGCAUUAAAUCAACGAUGAUCAACUCUGGCCAACGCGGGACGGACCCACAUCAGCAGUUGAUCCUCGUUGAUGUUUUCAUUGUGAUUGACAACUGUAUAUAGAUUAUAGAUUGUAAUGUGGUACGUUCCACAAUAAAAAAGGAAAAAAAUAUUAACAUUUAUAUUUACUUUAUUUUAAAUACAUAUCUUUGUGCGAA